This is a messenger RNA of Galeopterus variegatus (Sunda flying lemur), 2499 nucleotides long. RefSeq names its product ferredoxin 1 (gene FDX1). The coding region runs from base 414 to 791 and encodes 125 amino acids. The record is from RefSeq and is a predicted model, not a curated record. Gene Ontology annotation, cellular component: mitochondrion. Gene Ontology annotation, molecular function: 2 iron, 2 sulfur cluster binding. Gene Ontology annotation, biological process: P450-containing electron transport chain; positive regulation of oxidoreductase activity. The transcript is spliced from 4 exons. Lineage: Eukaryota; Metazoa; Chordata; Mammalia; Dermoptera; Cynocephalidae.
CACAUAAAUUAUUUCACCUGAUUCUUAAGACAAUCCUAUGAGGGAGGGGAGAGUAACAUAAGUGGGAAUAAAAUUUUCAUAUGAAGUAUCUGGCAAAACUAGGACUAGAAUUCAAGUACUUUCUGUGUAUUUGUCAUUUGAGCACCAUAAUAGUUGAUAAUUCUUUAGUCCAUACUUUAGUAAGUAUAUGAAAGCAUUAGAGAAGCUAUGGGAGUAGGGAGCCCUAGACUGGGCCCUUUUCUUGGGCCCAGUGCCCCAGGUUACACUACAUAGUGAGAGGGUGGGUGUCAGCAGCUGUAACUAACUUCCUUGUUAGAAGCCUGCUAAGAAUUGCAUCAUAGCAACCCUUGGCAGCUUUGUGAAAAUGUCUGCUGUGGUGGUGAAGAAUAAAUGGUAAAGGAUGGUAAAGGUAAAUGAUAAGCUCGGAAGAUAAAAUAACAGUCCACUUCAUAAACCGUGAUGGUGAAACAUUAACAGCCACAGGAAAAAUUGGUGACUCUCUGCUAGAUGUUGUGGUUGAAAAUAAUCUAGACAUUGAUGGUUUUGGUGCAUGUGAGGGAACUUUGGCUUGCUCUACUUGUCAUCUUAUCUUUGAAGAUCAUGUAUUUGAGAAGUUAGAAGCAAUCACUGAUGAGGAGAAUGACAUGCUUGAUCUGGCGUUUGGACUAACAGACAGAUCACGGUUGGGCUGCCAAAUCUGUUUGAAAAAAUCUAUGGACAAUAUGACUGUUCGAGUGCCUGAGACAGUGGCCGAUGCCAGACAAUCCAUCGAUAUGAGCAAGAAUUCCUAAGCUAGAAUAAAUAGGAAUAUUUUCAAAAGUUUACCUAUUUUUAUAAUUAUUAUUUCAUAAUAUAAUUAAAUGAGAACAUGGGUGAAUGAAUCUAUUAUUAUGACUAGCUUUACUGUUGUAGUUCAUUUUGUAGAACUAUUAAAUUUUGUAGUUCUGAAAGUAUGCAAUUUUUAUUUUGGUUAGUUAUAGAAAUGUCAAUCAAAUAUUAGAAAAUAGUUAAUAUGAUAAAACCUUACAUAUUUUACCUUAUGUUUCUUUAGCAACUUUAGCAAAAUGUUUUCACAUAAUCUUAUGUCUGUUUACCUAGAAGGUAGGUUAACAACAACAACAAAAGAUAUUAUUAUCCUUGUUUGAUGUAGAGAGGACAGAGAGCUAAAAUGGCUUAUCUAGGGCCAGACAACUAAUUAGAAAGUGCACCAGAACCUGCGUCUUGUCACUACAAGUCACAUGUUCUGACUGAAAAAAAAUCUCAGACUGAAACUGAAGAAAUUAUGAAUAUCUUAUUUUUAGCAGAAAUUACAUGGGAGUAAGUAUGGGCAGAAAUAUUGGUGAACUGCUUGAUUUCAAAGAAGCAAGCCUUUAUGUGAGAAGUGUAAGUCUGAACACUGGCAGAGAAGUUUGAUCUCUUCUGACCAAACUAGAGGAAUAAAGUAAAAUUAGAUGUCUUUUUUCAUUUCUGUUCUAAGCAGAAUGGUCUCUCUUUGUAAUCUUUCUAAAGUAAUGCAGAUUUAUAAAUCUCUGCCUGUAACAGAAUGGAAAUCUUAUGAAUUAGGCUUCUCUGUCUUAAACCAGAGAAGGGAAUGAGCAGGCUGCUGUACUGCACAGCCCCAGGUGGCGCCGUCCUCUCAAGCAAGGACGGAGCUUCGGGGUGAGAUGUCCCAAAGAAGGAAUGUUCUCAGCACCACCCGUUACCUGUUAUGUGUGGAAAACAUUUGUAUCCUUAUCUUUACUAUCAGCAAAUUCAUGAAACAUAAUAAAGAGGUGCACAGUAUGUGCUUUAGAAAUAUAAAACAUCAACUAAUUUGGAGUAAUGGUGAGGAGCAGAACAAAUUAGUUAAAAAAAAAAAAAAAAAAGAAUUAUGACAAGUGAGUUAGCUUUCAAGUACAUCACCGUAGUUUGAUAAUUUGUAUAAAUAUUCCUCAAGUUCAUACAGCAUUAUGUUAUGCCUGCUGGAGGAUGCCAAAGUGAACAAGUCAAGGAGUGCCCUCAGGGAGGUCACCUUUUAUUAGGAAAAGAUAAAACGUAUGUCUGCACAAUUAUUUUCCCUGAACUGACCAAUUUGCCAAAUAGAAUUUUAAACUAAUUAAUAUGUAAAAAGUGAUUAGGAAGAACUUGAGGUGUCUAGUGUUCAGUUGACUCUUAAUAACUCUAGAAUGCUUUUUAUGUGGAGAGUGCUAUACUUUUUUUUUUAAAUGAUCUCAGUUGGCUUUAUUACAAUUCUAGAAUUGGGCAACAUAUCUUUCCAUAAAAUAGAGUAAAUGUUCCCACAUGCUAUGUUUUUAAAGUACUUGGUAGCAAUUUAUUCUCUGAAUUAGCUUCAGUAUUCUUGUAUUCUUGCAUAGAUUAUCUAAACUCUUUCCAGAGCUACUUUAAUGAUAUCCAGCCAAACGGUCUAAAAUUUAGUCUAAAUUGUCUCAGAUUUCAAAUUAGAAAAGUUCAAAUUAAUGAUGUUUAAUUGUAUUAUGUAAAUAAAAUCUUCUAAACUUA